GCAGCAGCAGCUCGGUGUGUCAGUGAGUUUCAGUGACUGAGAGGCUGUAGCGGAGCAGCACCGACUAACGGGACGCAGGUCGAGACUUUGACAACAUCAAAAUGAGCCUGUCAGUUCCGCAAUUUGAUAGAAUAUUAAACUGUGCAGAUGAGUUGAACUGUGUGUUGAAGUUGUCUCUCAGCGUGUAGUAGUCCGGUGUGUUGUGUAGUCUGUUAGACCGUUAGUCUGUUAGUUCAAAUCUUCAUCUGGACCGGGACCUCAGCUAACCAACCGGAGCCAUGAUACCUGAAUGUCCCCGCACCGGGGACUCGAGGAGCCGGACUCGCCUCCAGCACAGUCCCGCAGCCGAACCGAGCCAGAACCAGAACCAGAUCCAGAACCAGAGCCAGAGCCAGAGCCGCGGCAGCAGCAGCGGCUUGUUGUCCGAGAUCAGAACCAGCAUCAGCAAGGAACCUUUCACCGACCACUACACCAUCAUCCCAGGCAGAGAGCUGGGCAGGGGGAAGUUUGCUGUGGUCAGAAAGUGUGUGGAAAAAUGCACAGGCCUUGAGUACGCCGCAAAGUUCAUGAGGAAGAGACGGAAAGGCCAGGACUGCCGGACGGAGAUCAUCCAUGAGAUCGCGGUACUGGAGUUGGCCACAGCCAGCGCCCGGGUGGUCAACCUCCACCAAGUCUAUGAGAUGGCCUCUGAGAUGGUGCUGGUCCUGGAGUUCGCGGCUGGAGGUGAGAUCUUCAACCAGUGUGUGUCAGAUCAGGAAGACGAGGCCUUCAGCGAGGAGGACGUGAAGAGGCUCAUGAGGCAGAUCCUGGAGGGAGUCUCCUUCCUCCACCAGAACAACGUUGUCCACCUCGACCUGAAGCCUCAGAACAUCCUGCUGACCAGCAGCUCUCCUCUGGGGGACAUCAAGAUCGUGGACUUUGGUCUGUCCCGGAUGGUCAGCAGCCACCAGGAGCUCAGGGAGAUCAUGGGAACUCCGGAGUACGUUGCUCCUGAGAUUCUAAAUUAUGAGCCCAUAAGCACAGCAACAGAUAUGUGGAGCACCGGUGUGUUGGCCUACGUGAUGCUGACGGGCAUCUCUCCGUUCCUGGGCGAGAACAAGCAGGAGACGUUUCUCAACAUUUCCCAGCUCAAUGUGAGCUACAGCGAGGAGGAGCUGCAGCAGCUGGACCGGGCCGCCCUGUCCUUCAUCCAGAUGCUGCUCCGCAAGCAGCCACAGGAUCGGGCCACAGCAGAGCAGUGCCUCAAACACCCCUGGCUUCAGUUCUCAGAGCCUCAGGAAACCCAAACGGUGGAGGAGAUCCUCCCGGUGGAGGACCAGGAGGCAUCCAGCUCCACCAGCAGCCCCACCAGUAGCCCCGAACCUCCCAGCAGCCCGACCACAGCUGAGAAUGUGGAGGAGGAGGAAGAGGGGGAGGAGGGGGAAGGCCCGGUGACGGAGGAGCUGAUCGUCAUGGCAGCCUACACCCUGGGCCAGUGCCGCCAGUCCUCCUCCUCCAGCUCAGACAAGGAGGUGCUUGCUGCCGAGCAGAAGGCCAUCUCCAAACGCUUCAAGUUCGAGGAGCCUUUCAGCGCCCUGCAGGAGGUCCCCGGAGAGUUCAUCUACUGACACCACCUGACAGCACUGUGUUAGCGUUGUCACGGUAACUAAAAUAAACCUUCUGACUGUACAAACUCCCCUCCAUGUAUACUGUACGUGUAUAAUCAGAUGCUGUUGCACACUGAUUUUAUUUAAGCAGUUGGAUUUUAAGUGCAUUUUUUAAGUACGUACUCACAUGUUUCUUCCACAAUGCAUCACCUCGCUUGACACCCACUCCACCCCGCCUUCUGCAACAGCUACAGCAGGUUUACGUCUCUCGUAUUUCAUUUGGUUUGCCGUUGUGUAUUUUUUUCUUUUCUCUCUGAACAACUGGCCAAAUCUAGACAGCAUGACACGCGGAGAUAUUUCCAGAAGCUACAGUAGAGUUUGUAUUGGACUGUGUUGAAGUGUGAGGUCUUCUUUCCGGAGCUGUCAGUUUUAGACCAACUUUUAACAAUCAAACACGGAGAUUCUUCUGAAAAGAAUUCACAUUUUUGUGAAUUCACACAGUGAAGCCUCAAUACGUAAAUAAACGUAUACAUACAAAAAUUCAAAUCAUUGAUUGAGAUUGAAAGUUCAUUUUUGACCUUGACGACAGCAGUUUACAAAACAAUCCGACUACAAGGUGCAUGCGGUAGUUCUUCUGGAGCUUUUCGACCGUAUCAAUUCUUCAGCAGACGGAGUUUGCCCAGUUUUCACGAAGAAAGAGUCGAGUGAGAAAAAAAAGUACUUUGAGUUUGAAUUGGGGCUGUCAAAGUUAUCGUAGUAAAAGUAAUGUAAAUUUGUUUUAAAGCCACUAAUUUCUUUAACGCAUUAACGCAAUUGUGUACUACGACACAAAGCUUCAGAACAGAUACUAAACGGACCUUGUGAUGAAAUUGUUUUGUUAAAAAAAAAUGUCUUCAAAUAAAUAUUUGUGCUAAAUAUAAA
This is a messenger RNA of Sebastes umbrosus (honeycomb rockfish), 2507 nucleotides long. RefSeq names its product serine/threonine kinase 17a (gene stk17a). Gene Ontology annotation, molecular function: protein serine/threonine kinase activity; ATP binding. The transcript is spliced from 7 exons. Gene Ontology annotation, biological process: protein phosphorylation; intracellular signal transduction; positive regulation of apoptotic process. Lineage: Eukaryota; Metazoa; Chordata; Actinopteri; Perciformes; Sebastidae. Bases 279 to 1607 code for a protein of 442 amino acids. The record is from RefSeq and is a predicted model, not a curated record. Gene Ontology annotation, cellular component: nucleus.